AUGCUUGUUUUGUUCUGUUUGUGGCAUCUGAUUGGUGUGUUUGGUGAGUCUGUGUCAGUGGUGGAGGGAGAUUCUGUUCAUCUACACACUUAUGUUACUGAAAUACAUGAAAACGAUGACAUGCAGUGUAAAUUUGGAGCUGAUCACUCACUUAUAGCUGAAAUCAGUAGAGCUGCUGGAAUCUUCUCCACAUCUUAUGUUCUUGAUGAGAGAUUCAGAGACAGACUGAAUGAAAUACAUGAAAAUGGAUCUCUGACCAUCACAAACAUCACAUCUGAACACACUGGACUCUAUAAAGUAGAGAUUACUGGACUGAAACUGUCAUCAAAAACAUUCAGUGUUUCUGUCUAUGCUCGUUUGCCCAUUCCUGUCAUCAGCAGUAACUCUUCACAAUGUUCUUCUUCAUCAUAUUGUUCACUGGUGUGUUCAGUGGUGAAUGUGGGUCAUGUGACUCUCUCCUGGUACAAAGGAAACAGUUUAUUGUCCAGCAUCAGUGUGUCUGAUCUCAGCAUCAGUCUCUCUCUACCUCUGGAGGUGGAAUAUCAGGAUAAAAACAGCUACAGCUGUGUGAUCAACAAUCCCAUCAGCAACCAGACUCAACAUCUGGACAUCACUCAACUCUGUCACACAUGUUCAGAAGUCCACAUCUACUGCUGCGGUUUUACUGAAGCUGUGAUCCGAUUGGUCGUCUCUGCUUUGGUGGGCGUGGCUACUGUGGUUGUUCUGGUUUAUGACAUCAGAUCCACAAGAGAAGACGAGAAGCAGAUAUCAUACAUAUUAUGACAUAUCUUAAGGUUCUAUGAAGAUUAAGAUAAAAAAAAUAAUGAGUCUCAACCAGUGGCUUCCCCAGUUGCCCCAACUUAUAUUGAUUAUUGAUACUUUGGGCCAGUUUUCCAAGACGUGAUCUUUUUUUUUUUCCCUCUCUUGAAUGGAUGGAAAUUGUGCUUUUUCACACGCUUUAUGUAAGAUUCCAGUAUCAGUUGUUUCAUACUGUACUUUGAUUAAUCCUAUUAUUGUCAUCAUAGACUCUCGUUUAUAUAGUUAUAUUUAGAUCCGAGUAGAUUAAAUAUUAUGGAGCAAUCUGUGAUGUCUAGCAGUAAAUGUAAGGUACUGCAGAUACAUUUGAAAUCGUUUGGUACGAUGCUGUAAGAGCUUCAUGAGGAAAGCUAUAAGUGAAUCAAAAAGAAAGUCUAGUAAUGUGACAAAAAGAGAAAUAAUAAUGUAUUUCAAACAUCUAAGAUCAAACUACGGAUGGACAGUGAUAUAAUGAACACAGUAUGUUAAGAUUUUUUGAAUAUCUCAUCAAGUAAGAAAUUACUUAAAAUUUCUAAUUUAAUUCAACAUUUAAUUAAAUAAAAAUAUCCUCUAUAUAUAGCAAUAAUUUUUUGCAGAAAUUAAAUAGGCCUAGUUGAUCUUUUGCAUGUCACAUGACCAUUAACGACAUCAGAGACCCGUGAUCAAUGUGUGGUUGAUUUAGUGAAACUAACUUAAUCUCAGAGCAACUUUAAGUAAAUGGUAAAUAAAACAUUUAAAAAUGUUUAUAAAACUGAAAAAAAAAAAAAAAAAA
Cyprinus carpio (common carp) is the source of this 1567-nucleotide messenger RNA. Its product is annotated as SLAM family member 9-like. NCBI's taxonomy places the organism in Eukaryota, Metazoa, Chordata, Actinopteri, Cypriniformes, Cyprinidae. The record is from RefSeq and is a predicted model, not a curated record.